Molecule: messenger RNA, 660 nt
Organism: Dermacentor silvarum
Lineage: Eukaryota; Metazoa; Arthropoda; Arachnida; Ixodida; Ixodidae
Product: gastrula zinc finger protein XlCGF49.1-like
Exons: 3
Coding region: 1-660 (219 amino acids)
Biological process (GO): regulation of DNA-templated transcription
Molecular function (GO): RNA polymerase II cis-regulatory region sequence-specific DNA binding; DNA-binding transcription factor activity, RNA polymerase II-specific
Source: RefSeq, a predicted model, not a curated record
AUGGCAUUCGGGCGAGCGGCCGAGGUGGACGCCGCUGUACCACGUGAGGUCUUCUCCUGCGCGGAAUGCGGCGAUCAGUUCACCGUGAAGCAACUGCUGGACAACCACCGGCGACGCAAGCACAUGGAAAGAUCUCAAAGAAAGCACCAACGUGCCCACUGCCCUUACUCCAGCAACAGAAGGGGCGGUGUCACCAGGCACGAGAGAAUGCACACGGGUGAGCGGUCAUUCGUGUGCCACGUCUGCGACAGGGGCUUCUACCGGCGAGGACAUCUCAGCAGCCACAUGGUGGCCCACACGGGGGAGAUGCCGUACGAGUGCCGAGACUGCGGCCAGUGCUUCACGCAGGCGUCCAGCAUGGCGACUCACCGGAGGCUGCAGCACUCGGCCAGGGGCGGUCGACAUCACGUGUGCCCCGAGUGUGAAAAAGGGUUCUCGAAGAGGUCUGAUGUCAACAGACACCUGCUGAUCCACAGGGGUGAGAAGCCGUACGCCUGCUCUGAGUGCAGGAUGAGGUUCACACAGCGCAGCACUGCCAAACGACACAAACAGGUGGUCCACGACUGCCAGUACCCGCUACACUGCCCGCACUGCGGCAAAGGGUGCAUCAACAUGGGAGACCUGAGAAGACACGUGCGCGUUCGGCACAAAGACGAAUGA